Molecule: messenger RNA, 1288 nt
Organism: Megalops cyprinoides (Indo-Pacific tarpon)
Lineage: Eukaryota; Metazoa; Chordata; Actinopteri; Elopiformes; Megalopidae
Gene: slc25a48
Product: solute carrier family 25 member 48
Exons: 7
Coding region: 125-1048 (307 amino acids)
Biological process (GO): transmembrane transport
Cellular component (GO): mitochondrion
Molecular function (GO): transmembrane transporter activity
Source: RefSeq, a predicted model, not a curated record
CGGUGUAAAGAAGGCGGAGCUCUAUAAGACCUCAUACUACUGUCUUUAUCGGCAGACGCCUGUAGAUGCCAAUAAAUACUCAAUGCUUCACUUUUGAGCGGUAUUUUUGGAUUUGCCAGCAGAAAUGAAUUGCUUCCAUAUAGACGAUUUUAUAGCUGGAUGGAUAGGCGGGGCAUCCAGUGUUGUUGUGGGGCAUCCUCUAGACACAGUUAAGACUCGUUUACAAGCUGGAAAAGGAUACAAAAACACCCUUCACUGUGUCCUCAUGAUAUACCAGAAAGAGAGUGUUUCUGGGUUUUUCAAAGGCCUUUCCUUCCCUUUGGCCAGCAUUACUCUUUAUAACUCGGUGGUGUUUGGCUUCUUCAGCAACACACAGAGGAUCAUUAACAAGCUUCGCUAUGGUGAUGGCCGACACCCCUCUGGCAUGCUGGACCUCACUCUAGCCAGCAUGAUGACAGGGUUUGUUUCGGUAGGCCUGGGUGCCCCAGUUGACUUAGUGAAAAUCCGGCUGCAGAUGCAGACUCAGACGCUUCUUGCAGAGAACCUGCACCUCGCUGGGAAUCUUCCACUUCGUUCGGUGGGGAUCCAGGGACAGACUGUCUAUAGGGGACCGAUUCACUGCAUUGGCAACAUCCUGCAGAGUGAGGGCCUUCCAGGACUGUACCGAGGGGCAGGGGCUAUGAUGCUGCGGGACGUCCCGGGGUACACCCUUUACUUUAUCCCUUACACCCUGCUCUGUGAUUGGCUGAACCCGGACAGGAACUCCUCCCCUCAUCCCUGUUCUAUAUGGCUGGCUGGCGGAUUGGCAGGGUCCAUCUCCUGGGUCACAGCAACCCCAGCUGACGUGGUGAAGAGCCGCCUACAGGCUGACGCCCUCCACCAGAGAAAGUACAAGGGGAUCCUCCACUGCAUAGUGAAGAGUUAUAAGACAGAGGGUAUACAUGUCUUCUUUCGUGGGGCAACAGUUAACGCCGUCCGUGGAUUUCCCAUGAGUGCUACCAUGUUCUUGGGUUAUGAACUCUCCCUGAAGUUUUUCAGGAGCCUGUAGCUGGACAUUCACUUUCCACUCUCACUCUAGACUCUGAGGAUUUACCUGGAAGACUUUAUUUUCACCUACAAUUCCACAGUGAAGGGCAGGAUAAUCUGCGGGCUUUUGGAGUCAUAAUUACUGCACAAUGACGUCACUGGCAGGGUUUUUAGAAAUAUUUACACAUUUCUUAUAUUAAGAAAUAGAAAUAAAACAAGUUAAAAUACAUGUUUACACCUGACAUUGACUAAAAUUUACGAC